AUGGUCAAAAUUAAAGUUGGGGGACAACAGAUGAUUUUUAUGGUUGACACAGGGGCAGAACACUCUGUGAUCAUCCUCCCUGUAACUCCCUUCAGUAAAAAGACUGCAACUAUUCUCGGAGCCACUGGGACACAGCAGUCCAGCAGCACUUUCGCCAAGCCUGCCAGUGUGAACUCGGAAGCCACAAAGCCUGACAUAAGGAAAAACGGCACUAAGGCUGAAGAAGAAAAAGGUCAUUAUCUCCUUAGCCCAGCUCCAGAUGAAGAAAGGCAUACGAAAGUUCCUGGGGGCCACCAGGUUCUGCAAAAUCUGGAUUCCCGGAUUCUCUGCAAUGGCAAAACCCCUCUACAGCCUCCUGGGGGGGGCCAUACCGAGAACCCCCUGUCUAGACAAAAGAGCUUCGGCACUGAUGGGUUGAUAAAGAAGUAUGUGCUCUCAAACUGUCUUUUCCUAGAGCUGAGAGGAACUUCCGCGGAUUACUGGACAGUCCAGAGUGUCAGAGCAGUGACCUGGGAGCUGAGGCUGGAGCUCCUAGUACCUGCUGUACCCCUGAUCAGCCCUGGGGUUCCAUGGAAGACAGACAUCCUCUUUUGGGGCCUCAUUUCCUUAUCUGCAAAGCAAGGGGCUUCAGUGAUACUCUUUCCGGCUGGAGAUUUUCUCAGUGAUUCUCGGGAAAGAUUUCCUGUGGUUGAUGGAUAUGUUCAUGUUGUGGAUUGUGAGGCUAACAGGAGUGGAAAACAAGAGGAAACUGUCCAGGUUUUGCUUUUGAGGUCAUUUCUGUGCUUAUUAUUAUUUAGAGACCAAGUUCUUGAGAUCAUACCAAGGAAUGAAGAACAAAUACAAAAUCUGGUGGACUUGGAGGCUGAAGAACAUCUUCAGCUUGAUUUCUGGAAAUCAUACACCAUCCCAGGGGAAACAGUCCAUGUACGAGUUCCCUUUGUCAAUGUUCAGGCAGUCAAAGUUUUCUUGGAGUCCCUGGGAAUUGCUUAUUCCAUCAUGAUUGAAGAUGUUCAGGUUCUGUUGGACAAAGAGAAGGAAGAAAUGUUAUUUAAUCAGAGAAGAGAACGGAAUGGCAACUUCAACUUUGAGGCUUAUCACACCUUGCAAGAGAUCGCCCAAGAAAUGGAUAACCUCGUUGCUCAACACCCUGGGCUAGUGAGCAAAGUGAAUAUUGGCCAUUCUUUCGAAAACCGGCCCAUGGACGUGCUCAAGUUCAGCACCGGUGGAGACAAGCCGGCCAUCUGGCUGGACGCUGGGAUUCAUGCUCGCGAGUGGGUUACACAAGCUGCUGCACUGUGGACAGCAAAUAAGAUUGCCUCUGAUUAUGGAAAUGAUCCAUCCAUCACUUCCAUUUUGGACACCAUGGAUAUCUUCCUGCUGCCUGUCACAAAUCCCGAUGGAUAUGUGUUUUCUCAAACCCAAAAUCGUAUGUGGCGGAAGACCCGGUCUAAGGUCUCUGGAAGUCUCUGUGUUGGUGUUGAUCCUAACCGGAACUGGGACGCAGGUUUUGGAGGACCUGGAGCCAGCAACAGCCCUUGCUCUGAGUCAUACCAUGGACCCCGUGCCAACUCUGAAGUGGAAGUGAAAUCCAUAGUGGACUUCAUCCAGAGUCACGGAAAAAUCAAGGCCUUCAUUACCCUCCACAGCUAUUCCCAGCUGCUGAUGUUCCCCUACGGGUAUACAUGUGCCAAAUCAGACAAUUUUGAUGAGCUGAAUGCAGUGGCCCAAAAGGCUGCCCAAUCUCUGACAGGUCUGCAUGGCACCAAGUACAAAGUGGGACCUAUUUGCUCAGUUAUCUACCAAGCCAGUGGUGGAAGCAUCGACUGGGCCUAUGACUCUGGCAUCAAAUACUCCUUUGCCUUUGAACUGAGAGACACAGGUCGAUACGGCUUCCUCCUGCCAGCCAGUCAGAUCUUGCCCACAGCCGAAGAGACCUGGCUUGGCUUGAAGACAAUCAUGGAGCAUGUGCAAGACCACCCCUAUUAGGACUUGGGUGGUGAAAACUCCAUUAAAAGCUCUUUGAUUUGAAGCA
This is a messenger RNA of Manis pentadactyla (Chinese pangolin), 2032 nucleotides long. RefSeq names its product carboxypeptidase A2 (gene CPA2). Gene Ontology annotation, biological process: proteolysis. Lineage: Eukaryota; Metazoa; Chordata; Mammalia; Pholidota; Manidae. The record is from RefSeq and is a predicted model, not a curated record. Gene Ontology annotation, molecular function: metallocarboxypeptidase activity; aspartic-type endopeptidase activity; zinc ion binding. The transcript has 13 exons. Bases 1 to 1986 code for a protein of 661 amino acids.